Messenger RNA from Penicillium olsonii, 1134 nucleotides. NCBI's taxonomy places the organism in Eukaryota, Fungi, Ascomycota, Eurotiomycetes, Eurotiales, Aspergillaceae. The record is from the annotation of a GenBank genome assembly.
AUGCCGAGAAGUCGAAUCGCGCUGACUGGCAGUGUGCUGUAUGCCAACAAGAUCAACCCGACGGUCUGGCAGGAUGUCAAUCAAGUGGAACAGUUUGGGUUCUUGAUCCAACCAUUCCACUUGAUAACACCGGACAAUGAAACGCUCUACGGGUGGCAUCUGAUGCCCUUACAUCUGUGUCUCGAGCAUGAGCAGGAGCUGAUGGAAAAUACCCCACACGGUCCUGCAGAUGAUUACACGACAACGCCUGCAUAUAAGUUGCUCGCAAACGAUCCGAAUGCGCGAGUUGUGGUCAGCUUCCAUGGAAAUGCAGCACACUUGGGGUCUGCUCAGCGCCCUCACAAUUACAACACAAUGUUGGGUCUUUCGACCCCGUCAAAUCCCGUACACGUCUUUGCUAUCGACUACCGUGGCUUCGGCGUGAGUACUGGAAGUCCCACAGAAGAGGGUGUCAUCACAGACGGUGUGUCGCUUCUGAACUUCAUCACCGCAGGACCCUUGAAUGUUUCCCCGUCUCGGAUCGUGCUCGUGGGUCAAAGUCUCGGCACCGCUGUGACGGCAGCGGUCGCAGAGCGUUUUGCAUUUGGAUCCACAGACCCUGCAGCCCUGCAGCCCGCCAUCAAGAACCCGGAGCCUUUUGCUGGUGUGGUUCUGUUGGCCUCGUUCAGCAGCCUGGUCAAUGUCAUCCAAUCAUACAGUUUGAAGGGCUUUACGCCGCCCAUGCUGUCCCCGCUCAUGGGGUAUCCCCGCUUCCAGAAAUGGCUGAUCAGUCAUAUCGUGGAUCAUUGGGAUACAGCGGGUCGAUUGGCACGCCUGACUGGUGUUGCGAUGGCUGGCUCAGACAUGCAGGUGGAGUAUCCCGAUCAGAACCUUGAUCUGACGAUUGUGCAUGCUUUUGACGAUGUCGAGAUCCCUUGGUAUGAGGGCCGCACUGUUUGGAAGACUGCCACCGGUGAGGAUGUCGCAGGUGCCCCGGGGGAGUUGACUUACUACAAAGCCGAGAACGGCAAUCCCAGUCAGAUCAAGGUGUGGAAGAAUGAGAUCAGCCAGGAAGACGGAAGCACGGUUGUGAAGACCGUGAGAUGGGAGCGGGUGCGAUACGGCGGUAUGUCGAGACCCUUGAAUAUGCUAUAA